Messenger RNA from Helianthus annuus (common sunflower), 519 nucleotides. RefSeq lists its product as uncharacterized. The transcript has a single exon. Lineage: Eukaryota; Viridiplantae; Streptophyta; Magnoliopsida; Asterales; Asteraceae. The record is from RefSeq and is a predicted model, not a curated record. Bases 1 to 519 code for a protein of 172 amino acids.
AUGUGCUUUACUACACCGUACAAUGUAGCUCUCGAAGAAGCAGGUUCCAAUCUAGUUACUUUGGCGGGAAUGAGCGAUAAUGAUAAGAAGGCUUAUGAUCUUGAGAAGAAAGCCUUUGCUAUCCUUACGCAAGCACUUCAUAAGGAUAUUUAUCAUCAAUUCGUGUAUUGUACAAGUACAAAGAAUUUCUGGGACGUCUUGGAAGCUAGGGGAGAAGGAAAUGCCGCAACGAGAAAGAUUCGUCAUGACUUGUUGAAUAAGGAAUUUGGAGGAUUUUUAUUCAUCGAAAAUGAAACAUUGUAUGACAUGGCUACUCGAUACUAUCAUUUGCUUAGUGAGAUGCACUCAUACAAGGUUACUGCUACACAACAAGAAAUGGUCAUGCGUUUUGUUGAAGCUUUACCACCCAACUGGAGUCAAUUCAUUGACUUGCUAAAGCACACCGGUGUUUUAGAUACGCUUAGUAUUUAUGAAUUCGUUCAGAAGAAGCUUGAAAACAAGGAUGAAGAAGAAAUUUGA